Messenger RNA from Phycomyces blakesleeanus NRRL 1555(-), 2565 nucleotides. RefSeq names its product C2H2-type zinc finger transcription factor. NCBI's taxonomy places the organism in Eukaryota, Fungi, Mucoromycota, Mucoromycetes, Mucorales, Phycomycetaceae. The record is from RefSeq and is a predicted model, not a curated record. The transcript is spliced from 7 exons. The coding region runs from base 1 to 2565 and encodes 854 amino acids.
AUGGAUUCAAAAAAAAGAAAGAAAUACACUCCAGGAAGAGUAUUAGUACCUACUUCUAGACAACCUGGGCAAUACAACUUCAGUCUUGCUGAAGCUGGAAAAAUCUGUACACAUUGCAAGAAAGAUUUUAAAUCUCUCUGGAAUCUAAAACGACAUUUGGAAGAGUACCAUCAUAUAUAUGAGACUCUUCCAAAUGUUGAGGCCUAUGUUGGAGCAGCACUCCAGAAUCAACUUAACACAGACCAAUCCAACAAAGAUUCUAUAUCUGAAAAUGGGAUAUUUGAAUCUGACUUUGAUGAGGAUAUAACUGAAUUCAAUGUCAUUGACAGUGAUGUUAGCGACACUGAGAUAAGUGAUGAAAGUGAGAAUGAGAACAACAACAGACAAAAUGGAAACUUUGCUGAUUUAGGUACUGGCAAUUACCUUUAUGAAGUUAUACUGAGCAGCAUAACCAUGUCUGCAGAAAGUAUUAGCUCGUUGGUGGAGGAAGACAUUGAUGUAUUUGCAAAUGGAGUUUUGUCUUUCGAGAAUUUGGAAAGCUUUGUACCUAAAAAUUAUCCGUCUAAGGACCUUCAAACCAUGAUUAUGCUUGCUCUAAUCGAUAGUGAUAAUGAUAUGCUUUCUCGUAGGAUUAUUAGAAAGAUUCUGUUCACUAUGAAUCUUGUGUUUAAACUGCAAAAGGAAGCUAUCAAUACUAAGGUACCCUUUACAUUACCGCGUCUUGAUGCAUUGUUAAACUUUCAAAAGAGAAAAAAGUCUAUAAUGCCUGUUUUUAAGUCAAAGAUUGUAAAAUUCGAUUUAUCUGAUAGUACACAAAUGGAAGUCUGUUUUAAUUUAUCUUCAGAGCACCUGAAACUUCUUGCGGCCAACCCUAAGACCUCAAAGAAGAUUUUCUCACUACCUGAUCAAACACCAGAUCAAGCACAUGGUGAUAUUGUUAAGCUGAAAGCUGAUCAAAAUAAUGUUUGUUUUUUAAUAGAGUUCUUUCAUACAAUGAAAAACUCUUACAUGUUUUGUCAUGGAUAUAAUGUUUGGUCAUCUGAAACUGGGAAGUUUGGUAUUGAAAUCACUUGUAGUGAUAUCCCAAUUGAAAGACUUGAUUGUGUCUUACCUACUCCCAGUAGUUCACUUUGUUACAGUGUUUCACCCACUACUGUCAGUUCUUUGAUUCCUUUGCAUUCUUCACUGCUUGAGAUACCACAUUUUAUGAGGAGGCGUGUCUCUGAAGAACAUUGGAUGAUACAUCUGGAAUUACGGCUGUACAAUCAAACCCAUAUGAAUGUUGGUGGGAUUCGAAAGAAGAAGGGUGUGACUGGAGCUUCUAUGCUACCAACAAUCGUCAAAGACAUUGAAGCCGACAUGCCAUAUCAUUCUAUGUUAUGUGAUAUACUUGGUCCCACAUCGCUAUACCCAUGCAGAAUAUGUUAUGUUGAGCUACGAAGAAAGGUAGAGAAUUUAAAGGAUGAAGAUUACUAUACUAAACGGCACAAGAACAGAACAAAGCAACAUUAUAUUGCUGCUGCAUCCUCUUUGGAUAAGCUCAUUGUAAUCCCAGACAUUCCUUUGAUUGAUGACAAGCACAUGGCUGAAUUUCUCAGGUUUAAGAAUACCAGUACACAGAUCCUACUGGAUUUACAAUCAUUUGAUCCAUCACAAGACACGCCCGUAGAGAUCUUGCAUGUUAUUCUUCUUGGUAUUGCAGAAUACCUGGUAAAUGAUUUGGUAAAUUCAGUGCUGAUAAAGAAAGAUGAAUUAAGACAACUUACAGGAUAUUUGAAGGAUUAUGAGCAAUCGAAAGGCAUAUCUCAAAAGUUCACAAGAUUGCUUAAUGGAUACAAUUUAGCCAUAGAGUCUGGUCUAGAAACAUAUAUUCAUGAAGUUGAUACCGCUGUUAAAGGUCUUAUCAAACAGCUUCUGGUUUAUUAUAAAAACUGCGAGCUCAAUGGAUAUAACCCAUACACAUCGAAACUUAAGGCACAUUUAUUGACACACCUUCUAGACAACAUCAGGAGAUUUGGCACUCCCUUACAUUUUGAAACGGAAAAAAAUAAGCAAUUUAAUAAGCAUAUACGUGAACACCUAUUCCACAUCAACAAGCUUAAUACCUCUAAGAAUAUUGGUCUAAAAUUGUCUCGUGGAAAAGAUGUUAAGACAUAUAUUGAUAAUAAUGCUAGUGCUCACAAGUUUUGGAAUGUUUUGUUUGGCGGUUCCAGAGAGUUUGCAGAUAACAAUGAUGAUAGUAGCAUUGUAAACAGUGAACUUUGUGACGAUACCUUUGUCUUGUUCAUGCCUAUGCAUAGUGGAAGCCAAACCGUUCAUCUAAUUAUUGAAAAGGUUUUUUCUUCCCAAGUGAUUCAUCUUGACAUAGAUCUUCCUACUGACAUUGCUCAAAAGAAUAACUAUCUACUUGCACGAGAAUAUUCUGGUAUGUCUACACUGUUGGAAGAACUAAAGAUGAUUUACAUUCUUGACAUGUACACAAAGGUUGGUGAUGCAUAUGUGAUCAAUUUAAGCAAGUUUGGCUCUUAUUGGUAUUUCUACCCUUACUUCUCAACAAGUACUUAA